AUGUUAGACGGUGUCCAGUUUGUGGAGGCCCUCGGCCGGCUAGGUUAUCCUGGCGUUUCAUCGCUGAAGGCCUCAGAGUUCGAUUGGCUGUGCGAAUGCGCCCCGGAGAACCUUCACUUCUUACGCUUUGUCUGUCGGACCCUCACCCGGAGCAACGUCCUCGCCCCCAAGGAGGCGCUCGCAUUUCAGGAGCUGCAGAAGUCCGGCAAACCCAUUCUGGACGAGGCAGCCUUGAGUGAACUCCUCAAAACCCUCGGGCCCUCAGAUGGGACUGGCACAAAUAUCUUUGGGUCCAAUUCCUCCUCCUCCUCUUCCUCCACCCUGUUUCCAGAAGAGGAGGGUUUGGACGUAGAGGAUUUGGAGGCAGAGCUGAGAGAGCUCUGCAAAGAGAAAGAGCUGAAGCAGCGGCGAUACAACAAGUUGCAGGUUUUGGCCACGUCGCGCGCGGACGUGGAGCUGAAACUCGCCGCGGAGCUGGACGGCUCCAAGCGAAAGCUGAAGGAAGCCGGCAGCUCUGUGGGAGCAGAAAACGCCGACACCAACUCGCUGCUUCAGAAGCUAACGGACGAGGCGAGCAGGCUGGGGUCGUACCUCCCUCAGCCAGAAACCGGGCAUAAAGGGGACCCUGUAAACGCAUCUGUCUCCAAGAUGUCCACAUCCCUCCUCUCUCAGCUUCCCUUAAGUUCCUACCUGCAUCAGGAGGAGCUCAACACCAAGGCGCUAGCCGCCCUCACCCAGAAGCAUUUCUUCCAGGGCCUUUCGGACUUCGUGGAGACUUCUUUUUCCGAGCGAUUUCAGGUUCUCGACCUCAGUUCUCGUGACGAUAAAGAGGACGAAGAGCACGGAGGGGGGGAGAGGGCCGAUCGCACCGUGGAGCGAAGGAGGACGGAGAUGGCCAGACUCCAGCGUUCACACAUGGUGGCUCAGCACCAACUGAUAUUAGCUCUGGCAGAGGAGAGGAGCCUCAGGGCUGGACUGGACUGGCUCUCCGAAAAGGCCCGUCAUGCUAAGAGCCUCUCCACCUCCACCUCCCUGCACGUGCGUGAGGUGGCGUCCAGAAAUGAGCUGCAGGCUGUGGAGGCUGAGCUGGAGGCGCUGCUUAACGGGCCACUACCCGCCGCCCUAAAGGAGUGGGCCAGGCUGCUUAUAGUCCCGGUAGUGAGGGGAGACCUGGCUCUGCAACUGGCCAGACAAGGCUACUACACCUCCAGGCAGGACCAGGUACGAGACUACCUACUGCGUCAGAAAGCUUCCUUUGAGCUGGUCCACCUGGCCCAGGAGAUGGAGAUGAGGAGGUGGAGAACCUGCCGGGGGCAGCUGAGUGAACUGGAGGGCAGACUGCGGGCGGAAAGUGAAUCUGUCUCUGAGAGGAUGGAGUCGCUGGCACAUCCGGACCUGGCGUUGAACCCCAGACCGAACCCCAUCAUCAGCACCAAGGAUAUAGCCUUCAGCAGGCUGCUCCAGAUCCUCGACCACAAUCCGGACCCCGGUCGGUCCGAGCCGUUUCGGACGUUCGCCGAACUGGAAAAGGCGGCUCUGGACCUGUCCGGCGGCCUGCGUUUCGCCCGGGACUCGCUGGCCGGCGCCCGCCGCGACCGGCGCCGCGCGGUGUCCCGUCUCCAUGGCGACUGCUCGGCCCUGCACGGGGCCUCCUACUCAGAGCUGCAGCAGCUGGCCCUGGGCCCGCAGGUACGUCCGGCGGCCAUCGCCGACCUGGAGCUGCUUUGCCCCAACGCACAGUUGCAGAAUCUGCAGCAAAUGAUGCACGAAAUCCUGGGAGAGCUCAAAAGCAAACGCUUCCAACUGGAGCGCAACGCCCUCCUGAGGCGGGAGCGGGAACUGUACGUCUACUUCCACCUGGACGCCCGCCUUCUGCAGAAAGUUGUGGAAGACCUGGAGGGGAAAACGGCCGCGAGAGGACAGCAGUAA
Menidia menidia (Atlantic silverside) is the source of this 1929-nucleotide messenger RNA. The record is from the annotation of a GenBank genome assembly. Lineage: Eukaryota; Metazoa; Chordata; Actinopteri; Atheriniformes; Atherinopsidae.